AUGUACUCUGGAGUAAAGGAGGCAGGAAGGAGUGUUAGAUCGAGCAGUACAAGAAGAGAUUCUAAUCACAGCAGAGUACCAGGCGAAGUGUCUGCCGUCAUUCCAGAGGAGUUCCUGGCAGAAACAAAGCGUGUUACAAGGAGCAAAAUUCAACCUAUUAACGUCAAAAUCAAAACAUUCAAAGUUCCAACAUCAAAUAUUUCAAAGGACAAACUUAAAAAAACUCUAGAUUUUAAAGGUCUUUGCAACGUUGACGAUGACGAUGAUGAUAAUAUACAAGAGAGCAAAUCAAAAGUAGCAUCAAAUAUUUCUAAAAAACAUGGAAGAAAAGGAAAUGGUGAUACAACUCGAAAAAUAAAAAAAUCAGAAAAUAGAAAAACAAAAUCAAAGACAUCCAAAUGUGUUGAGCAUGUCAAUGAUGACUUUAUAACAGAGAGGAGUGAUGUAGUUGUUGAAGAAGGUGAAGGUCGUGGUGGCAGCGAUGCUGAGGAUGAGAUCGGCUCAUCGUUGGUCCCAACGUUCAGGGAGGAGUCUAUCAGUGAUCGCGAUCCUCAACAACAACAACAACAACAACAACACACAAAUGUUCAUGCUUGUUAUGAUGACGAUGGUGAGGACGAUGGCGAUGGUGAUGACAUUGUUGUUCCAAUUGCUGCUGCAACAAUUAACAAUGUAGACAAAAAUAUUAACACAAAAGUAAAACGCAGCGAAGAGGCAUUGAAACAUUUGGAUGAGACACUUGAAUCUGUCGUUCAUGGAAGUAUUUUAUGGUACGAAGAACAUUUUGCAAGUGAUGACAGUGCCGAUAGUAGUAUCAGUAUUGAUGACAAUGAUGAUGAUCAUCAUGAGGAUAAUUGUGCGAACGACGCGAAUGGAAAUUCCAGUGAACUGUUACAAAAAGAUGUCAGUAGAAAAGAAAUUACCGAAAAUAUUAAAAUGUAUAAUGCUGAGAAUAGCGAAGAUUUGGUACAAGCUGAUGAUAAAUUUAAAAAGCAGCAGAAAAAGAGCUCUAAUAAAAGAAAACAUUUUCAAACUGGUUGGACAUCAUUCUUGGAAGGAGGCAGCAAAAAAUUAAAAACGAAACUUGAAAAGUUUAAGGAUGCUUGCGUCAGUGAUGACGAUGAUGAGGGCGAUGAGGGUGAGGAUGCAGAGGAACAACAGAAAAGUAAUUUUCAAGAUAAUGAAAGCUGUGGCCAUGAUGUAAUGUGUAUGAAUAAUGCUGAGGGGGAUGAAGUUGUUGAGACAAAUACUGUCGGUGGGAAUGUUGAUAUGGUUAAUGAGGAUAGAUCUUCUGUAAUUACUCCUUCCUUGUCAGCUACAACAUUAUCAGUAAUUUCAUCAUCAUCGUCGUCGUCGCUUGCUAGUACGUUAUCCAGUUCAGUUAGUGAUUUGAAAGUAACAUUGUUGGAAAUUCCUAAUGAUGCUAAAAUGGAGCGUGAAAGUGCUUCUGCUGACGUCAUAUGUGCAAAAGCAGAAGACGAUAAAUUGGAAGUGAGUAACACUGAGUCGUCAGUCAAACCGAUGGACGAUGAAGCUAAAAUGUCAUUGGCUCGAAGAGUCAGUCAAGCAAUCAUGAAGAGCAGUCAUCUCACUCAUAAAAAUCUUGAUAAUGAAGAUUUGAAGAUCACUAAAAGUGAAUCUCAAGGAAAUUCUCAUAGUAAAGUUGAAAGAUCUGUAAAAAGCAAAUCUGAUGAGAGAAAGUCUAUGUUCAUGAUGAAGCUGUUGGAAGAAAAUGACAUAAAAGAAAAGAUUCAAAAGCAAAUUUUGUUUCCAGAUGAUUUAACAAAUGCUGUUGAAGCAAAUGAUAUUGCCAAGGUUAAGUUCUUAUUGACAACAUUGGGCCAGUUUCCAAACAAGGACAUUACUGGAUCAAAUCUUGUCUGGUCAGCUGUCAAAAAUGGCUACAACACUAUGCUAUCAGUGCUGGCAAUGAAGAAUGCCAACCUUGAAUUAAAAAAUAAGGAUGGACUUACGCCUCUACUCUAUGCUGCUGAGAAGGUAUCCACGUUGGUUUGGAUGGAUGAUGAAGCUGAUUAG
This is a messenger RNA of Helobdella robusta, 2037 nucleotides long. RefSeq lists its product as hypothetical. The record is from RefSeq and is a predicted model, not a curated record. The coding region runs from base 1 to 2037 and encodes 678 amino acids. NCBI's taxonomy places the organism in Eukaryota, Metazoa, Annelida, Clitellata, Rhynchobdellida, Glossiphoniidae. The transcript is spliced from 4 exons.